Molecule: messenger RNA, 907 nt
Organism: Drosophila arizonae
Lineage: Eukaryota; Metazoa; Arthropoda; Insecta; Diptera; Drosophilidae
Source: RefSeq, a predicted model, not a curated record
UAUUUUUUUUUAUUGAGUUGAAUUCAAUAUGAACUUUCUCGGCCGUCUUGUUUGCGCUUUGCCGCGGCCGGCGAUGCUCAGAACUGUUUCUACCCUAACUGGCUCAUUGGGAUAUAAAUUUCUACCCCGGGUCACAUUUAAUACCAUCCAACGGGUUUCAUAUGCUAAGAAAAGUGGUAAGGACAAAGAUGCGGACUUGAAGAAAAAGUGCGCAGAGGCAGCCCUGAAAAAAAAGUGUGCAGAAGCAGCCAAAAAAGAAAAAGAGGCUGCAGAAAAGAAAAAGUGUGCGGCUUUAGCUAAAAAGGAGAAAGAAGCCGCUGAAAAGAAGAAAUGUGCAGCCUUGGCCAAGAAGGAGAAAGAAGCUGCUGAAAAGAAGAAAUGUGCAAAGUUAGCUAAGAAAGGAAAGAAGGGAAAGAAGGGAAAGAAUGGAAAGGGUAAGAAUGGAAAGAAUGGAAAGAAAGGAAAGAAAGGAAAGAAGGGAAAGAAAGAUGAGCUGAAAAAGAAGUGUGCAAAGCUGGCCAAAAAGAAGAAGGAAGAAGCUCUUAAGAAAAAGUGUGCAAAAGCAGCUAAAGCCAAAAAGAGUGCUAAAAAAGAUGACGAGUAGUAGAGCAAUAUCAACGCAACAGAGGCUGAGAACAGAUUCAAGUAGAGGCUACAGGCAGAAAGAAGACUUCAUUUCAAUCGCUAACGAGUGAGGGCCAAAAAUCAAAUGCUGAGGCCGCGAUUCAACGAGCGGCUUGAAAAAACAAAGAUGAGGCUACUUCGGAGGGACGGGGUUGAUCUGAAGGCUUGCAUCUGUGAAUUAUGUAGAAUGUGUAGGCUUUGGAUAUUUUCAAGUACACGUUUUGGAAAUGUACACAGAUAGCUCAGAUGCAGUUAAAGAAACGGCUUGAAGUUAAAGAAUUCA